UUAGGCAACUCUUCAUACAGAGAACUAACAACAAAAUUCCAACCUCAAACUUCAAUUUUUAAACAACUUAAAGGUGAUUAUAAUUAUUUUGCUUAAUUUGUGGUUUAAAGUUGUGUGAAUGGUGGUUUUAUGCAUUAAUAAUCGUAUGGUAAUGACUGUUUUUUAAGAAUACGAUUUAGUUUAGUACAUUUGUUGAGAAAUGGCUAACCGAACUGUGAAAGAUGCGAAAUCAAUUCAUGGAACAAAUCCUCAAUAUUUGGUGGAAAAAAUCAUUAGAUCUCGUAUUUAUGACUCAAAGUACUGGAAAGAAGAAUGCUUUGCACUCACUGCAGAACUCCUAGUUGAUAAAGCCAUGGAAUUGAGAUUUAUCGGUGGUGUUUAUGGCGGCAACAUUAAACCCACUCCAUUUCUGUGUUUAACUUUGAAAAUGCUACAAAUUCAACCAGAAAAAGAUAUCGUUGUCGAAUUCAUAAAAAACGAAGAAUUUAAAUAUGUCAGAGCAUUGGGAGCAUAUUAUAUGAGACUAACAGGGUCUUCACUUGACUGUUAUAAAUAUCUGGAACCACUCUACAAUGAUAAUAGAAAAUUACGUAGGCAAGGAAGAGAUGCCAAAUUUGAAUUGGUUCAUAUGGACGAAUUUAUUGAUGAACUAUUAAGAGAAGAAAGGGUAUGUGAUGUUAUUUUACCUCGUAUUCAAAGUCGACAUCUUCUAGAAGAAAAUAACGAAAUUGAAGCUAAAAUAUCUGUCUUAGAAGAAGAUUUAGAUGAAGAUAUAGAAAUGGAAGAACUCGAUGUUGCCAAGUACCAGGUUGAAGAGGUACCCAAGGAGAAAGAGAAGAAAAGUCGUAAACGUGACAGAAGUAAAUCUCGCGAGAGGCAUAGGAGUAGAAGCAGGGACAAGGACAGGCAUAAGAAAGACAAAGAGAGAGAUAGACGCGAUCGAGAUAAAGAACGAGAGAGGGAAAAAGAUCGCGAGAAGGAAAGAGAGCGGGAAAGGGGAAGGGAUAGAGAUAAGAGAGACAAAGAUCGCGACAGAAAGAAAAAAGAUGAUGAUAGGAAAAGAAGAUAGGAUUAAGAAUUAUUGUAAAAUACAUGUGUUAAAAAUAUAUGUAUAUUAUUUUUCUUUUAUAAUGGUAAAGUCUACAAAAUAUUCAGAUUCAGACAAAAACAUGUGUAAUUUGUAUCGAUUAAAAAAUAAGUUACUUAUUC
Molecule: messenger RNA, 1209 nt
Organism: Sitophilus oryzae (rice weevil)
Lineage: Eukaryota; Metazoa; Arthropoda; Insecta; Coleoptera; Curculionidae
Gene: Prp38
Product: pre-mRNA-splicing factor 38
Exons: 2
Coding region: 200-1069 (289 amino acids)
Cellular component (GO): precatalytic spliceosome
Source: RefSeq, a predicted model, not a curated record